AUGCGAGAAUUCCGUGUCCUGACAGUUAUCAAUGGACUCGAGAUGGAAAUUUAUGAGGAAGAGGAGACUUAUGAGGAGAUGCAUGGCCAAAUGGUGCAAGUUCAGGAAGUAAGAAGUCUUUCCUUGAACUCAUUCUUGGGAAAGCACUCACCAAAAACACAGAAACUUUAUGGAAAGAUUCGAAAGUCCAGUGUGAUUGUGAUGUUGGACAGUGGCGCGUCACACAACUUUAUCUCUCCGGAGAUAGUGAAGCGCCUAAAAUUGAAAUCCAGUUGUGAUAGCAACCUCGACAUUCUGCUGGGCAAUGGACUUACGGUUCAAGGAGACGGAGUCUGUCGUAAUGUCACGUUCAAUCUCGCAGAUGUUGACUUUAAAACGGAUUUCAUAGCAUUAGAACUGGGAGCAGUGGAUGUCAUUUUAGGUGUGCAAUGGCUUGAAACGCUUGGGAAAUGUGAAGUAGAUUGGAAGAAGCAGGAGCUAUCAUUUGUUCACAACAAUAAAAAAGUGACUUUGAUUGGCGACCCUUCUCUACAUUCUCCUAAGCUAUCGUUCAAAGCUAUGAGCAUCUUACCGACUAACACCAAGGGAAGAGAAGCACCUCUGGUGCUUAGUGGUUUGACACCCACCAGUCUUCAAGAAGUUCCGGGACCCGUUACCAAACUACUGGAUCAGUUUAACGAAGUAUUUGCAGAUCCGAGAGGUUUACCACCGUUUAGAGGGCAGGAACACGCUAUUAAUCUAGCUCCGGGAGUUACAAGUAUAUCAGUGCGCCCCUAUCGGUAUCCUCAUGCCACAAAAGUAGUUAUGGAGAAAAUGGUAACAGAAAUGCUGGAAUCUGGAAUCAUCAGAGAGAGCUCAAGCCCCUUCUCGAGCCCUGUUUUGUUGGUGCCAAAGAAAGACAAUGCGUGGAGGUUUUGCAUUGAUUAUCGCGCACUUAACAGAGCCACGAUUCCUGACAAAUUUCCGAUUCCGGUUAUUGACCAGUUGCUCGAUGAAUUGCACGGAGCAACUAUCUUUUCCAAGCUCGACUUAAGGUCAGGCUACCACCAAAUUCGAAUGUUGGAACAAGAUAUACACAAGACUGCCUUCAGGACGUUGGAAGGACAUUAUGAGUUCUUAGUCAUGCCCUUUGGCCUAACCAACGCGCCAGCAACGUUUCAAUGA
Microthlaspi erraticum is the source of this 1164-nucleotide messenger RNA. Lineage: Eukaryota; Viridiplantae; Streptophyta; Magnoliopsida; Brassicales; Brassicaceae. The record is from the annotation of a GenBank genome assembly.